GAAACUCGGAAAAGUAAACGGGACGCUGCUCGGUUUACUGUUCACAAUCAGCCCUCGCACUUCCAUCGGAUUGCGAAGUGGAAAGAAAGAUGGGGAAAGGGGCGGCUCUUAGAUCACUUUUCCGAUCACUGGCUUCCAGAUCUUAUCGUUUAUCUGCCAACAAUAACCAUAUUCUACGCACCAGCCAUACUCACUCCCGCGACUAUUUGGCUGCUCGUACCCUUUUUAACCUAUCUCCCUCUCAUGUAUCUUCUUCUGCCGAUCGUCUCCCUACAGAAAGCAGGUCUCCUCUCUCAACAGGCUUGGGAAGUGUACGAUUUUAUAGUGAGCAUGUAACCCACUUGCCUGAAAUUCAAGACCCUAAGCUACAAAAUGCUUUCAAGGAUUUGAUGGCAGCAAAUUGGGAUGAGCUCCCCCAUGCUGUCAUUUAUGAUGUGAAGACGGCAUUAACUGGAAAUACUGAUGACAAAGCUGGCAAGGAAAUAGUUGAAAAUGUCUUCCGUGCUGCAGAAGCCAUUGAAGAGUUUAGUGGGAUACUAGUGACCCUAAAAAUGGAAAUUGACGACAGCAUUGGGUUAAGCGGCGAGGAUGCAAAGCCCGCACCUGAUCAUAUAAAGAAUGCGCUUAAAACUGUUUUUGAUCGUUACAACACUUAUUUGAGUUCGUUUGGGCCGGAUGAAAACUAUCUACGGAAGAAGGUGGAGAUGGAACUGGGCACAAAGAUGAUCCACUUGAAAAUGAGGUGCGGCGGCCUUGGUUCUGAGUGGGGAAAGGUUUCUGUUCUUGGAACUUCUGGACUUGCAGGUUCAUAUGUUGAACAGAGAGCAUAGAAACAGCCCAUGUAAUUGUCUGUUUAAAGUUAUGCUUUUGCAUAUCUGCAGACGGUGCGAUUUGUUUUCUCCUAAACUUUGUUGUUGAGCUUCUUAUGGCAUGUACACAAGGGCGCAUUGGUUUUGCAAGAAUAAAGCAACAUGUCUUCGCAAUGUUUUUGCAGUAAUCCUUCACCAAUGUCUUAUUUCA
Molecule: messenger RNA, 1020 nt
Organism: Neltuma alba
Lineage: Eukaryota; Viridiplantae; Streptophyta; Magnoliopsida; Fabales; Fabaceae
Product: succinate dehydrogenase subunit 5, mitochondrial-like
Exons: 4
Coding region: 90-830 (246 amino acids)
Biological process (GO): tricarboxylic acid cycle
Cellular component (GO): respiratory chain complex II (succinate dehydrogenase)
Source: RefSeq, a predicted model, not a curated record